Parathielavia appendiculata is the source of this 884-nucleotide messenger RNA. RefSeq lists its product as uncharacterized. Bases 115 to 654 code for a protein of 179 amino acids. NCBI's taxonomy places the organism in Eukaryota, Fungi, Ascomycota, Sordariomycetes, Sordariales, Chaetomiaceae. The transcript has a single exon. The record is from RefSeq and is a predicted model, not a curated record.
AGCUGUGCGGUGGGGUGGGCUGACCGCUCGUCCGUGUCUCAAUGCUGGGAUUCAGGCGUGGCCAUUUGUCCACGAGCUGCAGGCUGCCAUGGCCAACCAAUAUUCUGCAGACACAUGCACGGUCGGGCUCGGUGCCGUGACCAGCUCACGCCGAGGGGCUGGUCGCAACUUAUAAAGACAGGAAACAAUUUGAUCGGCAAGGAGGCCAGGACGGGCCCUCAGGCAAGCUGGGCAGUGGGCCGGCGCCAAACUCGGGAAUCGGGUGGGCUGGGGAAGCAGGGAAGCUUCCUUCAAGCUGGAACCUUGAGCUUGGGCGGAAAGAUCUGGCUUGGCGUGGUUGGGCUGGUCCUUGUCGAUUGUUCGAGGCUGACGGACAGGGGUCAGGGGUCCCAAAUCGAAAUUCGGAGGCGGGAAGCCCACAGCCAACCUUCCAACAUCAUCAAUGUCCGAUUAUUCGUGGGCCAAAAUACCGGUGGCUGGUUGCGGACGCCGAAUUGUGCAUCACCGAUGACAGCCAUGGAACUUGGACGACACAUUUGUGCCAUGACUCCCAAUGUAAUGCUCUCAAUGUCUGGGAGAAGCUCGGGACGAGCCGUGCAUUCCAGAUGCGAGCACAUGGCCGCCGCAUGGAGACGGGAUGAACCGCUGGGCUAGAUGGGACGGCAGGGCCAAACUAUGCCGACUGACGUACUCCGUACAGAGAGGAAAUUCUGGAGUGUGCCUCUCAGGGGACGAAGCUAGAUUCGCCGUGGAUCAACUUGGGAGCUGCAGUUGCCGAGAGCGACCAUGGUCAUCCCUUGAAUUUCAACUUGAGCUUGAGACAGCUAUUGAUCGGGGGAGCCUGCAUCCCGAUCCGACCGACAACGAGGUGAAGUACUCCAGUA